AUGAAAUUUUAUCACUCAUCAUUUGUUUCGAAUUUGACAAUACUGUCUUUGUUCUUGAAUAUUUAUGGCGCUUUUUCGGAUAAUAUUUAUGAAUGCCCAAGCGGUGACGAAAUUUCUCAUAGCCAGAUUUAUUCAUCUGACAAUAUGGAAAGAUUUGAUAAAAUUCGGUUUACAACAAUAGAGGAAAAAGUCUAUCAAAAGACGAAUUUACCACGCAGUGAUAGAUAUAAGGUAUUGAAUGUGUAUUCUAAUCGAAGGAUAGAAACAACUUAUGCUGUCUUUAAUGAAGAGAAGCAAAUGGUUAUGUUAUACCAAUAUCGCCUCGUAAAUUACCAAGAAUUCAUCGAGGAAUGCUACUACUCUAGACAGGGAUAA
This is a messenger RNA of Blumeria graminis f. sp. triticale, 375 nucleotides long. Lineage: Eukaryota; Fungi; Ascomycota; Leotiomycetes; Helotiales; Erysiphaceae. The record is from the annotation of a GenBank genome assembly.